UGAGCGUACCGACACACCACCUGUGAACUUCCACCCGCAAAGCUCUUUUAUCGUCAACAGAUCAGAAUGGGCUGGCCUCGCCUCGACUCUUGGAAGCCUGCAGCACACCAUGCGACACUUAUAAAAAGGCCCAGACUAAGAUCCUAUAUUGUCUUCGACGCUCGCGUCCGACACUCGACCAUGCCCAAGCUUGUCACAAUACUUGUGGCGGUAUUUGUGGUAGGAUGCUUGCUCACAAACGUGGACGCACAAUAUGCAUUUGUGAUACCAAACCCUGAUCUAGCGGACUUCGACCCGCGAAACGAUGUCGAGCAGUACUCUGUCCAUAACUUCGAAUGGAGCCUCGAUCGUAAGUGUCUAGCUCUGUACAUAGAUCCUUCAUAAAGCCUUUGACUUCUCGCUCAUGAGCGUGAGCAGUGAACAACCAGCGCGACUUGUCUUUGGAUGGUGGUGAUAUCAUGGCCAGCGAUGGCAUGGUGUCUCUCUGGGUCGUAUCGUUCGACCUCAGUUGGUCACAGAUCCUAAACCCCUAUUGCAAUUCCUCACAUGGCGG
Pseudovirgaria hyperparasitica is the source of this 553-nucleotide messenger RNA. RefSeq lists its product as uncharacterized. NCBI's taxonomy places the organism in Eukaryota, Fungi, Ascomycota, Dothideomycetes, Acrospermales, Acrospermaceae. The transcript has 3 exons. The record is from RefSeq and is a predicted model, not a curated record. Bases 67 to 384 code for a protein of 105 amino acids.